Cornus florida is the source of this 1466-nucleotide messenger RNA. RefSeq names its product alcohol dehydrogenase 1-like. Gene Ontology annotation, biological process: formaldehyde catabolic process. Gene Ontology annotation, molecular function: S-(hydroxymethyl)glutathione dehydrogenase [NAD(P)+] activity; zinc ion binding. The transcript has 9 exons. Gene Ontology annotation, cellular component: cytosol. The record is from RefSeq and is a predicted model, not a curated record. NCBI's taxonomy places the organism in Eukaryota, Viridiplantae, Streptophyta, Magnoliopsida, Cornales, Cornaceae. The coding region runs from base 147 to 1289 and encodes 380 amino acids.
AUUUUCUUUUUUUAGUAUACGCGCUAAUAUAUGGUAAUUUGACAAUGCGUCGUUCUGUCUCACAUUAUAAAUAGCACCUUUUUCUUCACAAAAAUAUAUCAAUCAAUUCUUCAUUCAUUCCUUGUCACAUACACACAUAGAAGAGAAUGUCUAGCACAGCAGGUCAAGUCAUUCGUUGCAAAGCUGCGGUGGCAUGGGAAGCAGGGAAGCCACUGGUGAUCGAAGAAGUGGAGGUUGCACCUCCCCAGAAAAUGGAAGUUCGUUUGAGGAUCCUCUUCACCUCCCUCUGUCACACUGAUGUCUACUUCUGGGAAGCCAAGGGACAAACACCCUUGUUUCCUCGCAUAUUAGGUCACGAAGCAGGAGGGAUUGUAGAGAGUGUAGGUGAGGGCGUGACAGAACUCCAGCCCGGGGACCAUGUCCUCCCUGUGUUCACUGGUGAGUGCAAGGAGUGUGCUCACUGCAAAUCCGACGUGAGCAACAUGUGUGACCUCCUCAGGAUUAAUACUGAAAGGGGUGUCAUGCUCAGUGAUGGCAAAACUAGGUUCUCCAUUGACGGACAGCCUAUAUAUCACUUUCUCGGUACCUCCACAUUUAGCGAGUACACUGUUGUCCAUGAGGGCUGUGUUGCCAAGAUCAACCCUGAAGCACCACUUGACAAAGUUUGCGUUCUCAGUUGUGGAAUAUCCACAGGAUUUGGUGCGACUGUGAAUGUUGCCAAACCAGCAAAGGGUUCAACUGUUGCUGUUUUCGGAUUGGGAGCAGUAGGCCUUGCAGCUGCUGAAGGUGCUCGAGUUUCUGGGGCUUCAAGGAUCAUUGGUGUUGAUUUGAAUGCUAGCAGAUUCGAAUAUGCCAAGAAAUUUGGUGUUACGGACUUCGUGAACCCAAAGGAUCACGACAAGCCUGUUCAGCAGAUGAUUGCUGAGAUGACUAAUGGUGGAGUGGACCGGAGCAUAGAAUGUACUGGAAACGUCCAUGCCAUGACCUCUGCAUUUGAAUGUGUUCAUGAUGGUUGGGGUGUUGCUGUAUUGGUUGGGGUGCCCAACAAAGAUGAUGAAUUCAAAACUCAUCCCGUGAAUCUGCUGAAUGAGAGGACUAUUAAGGGAACUUUCUUCGGAAACUACAAGCCACGUUCUGACCUCCCAGCUGUUGUUGAAAAAUACAUGAACAAGGAGCUGGAAGUGGAGAAAUUUAUCACUCACGAGGUCCCAUUUUCAGAGAUCAACAAAGCAUUCGAAUACAUGCUGAAAGGGGAGAGUCUGCGCUGCAUCAUCCGCAUGGACGCUUAGGACUUUACUCAUGACUGUUUGUGGUGCUAAAGUUACCCAGUCUUUCCACUAAAGGAAAGACUAGUUUUAGGGAGAAGAAUAAGUCGCAAGUUUGUGUUUUUAUGUUUGCUUUAAUGUUUUUUUGACUUAUUAUAUGACUACUAAGAAAUUUAAUUUCUAUAUAUUUUGCUUUCCUAA